AUGUCAAAUUUUAACAUAAAUUCCUCUCCAUCUUCCCCAUGGCAAAUCCGAAGCUCCUUACAGGGUCCCGUUGCCAUCCUUUGGGACAUCGAGAAUUGCCCUGUACCAAGUGACGUGCGUCCGGAGGAUGUGGCCGGUAACAUUAGGAUGGCUUUACGGGUCCAUCCUGUAAUUGACGGAGCAGUGACAAUGUUUUCAGCAUAUGGAGAUUUUAACGCAAUUCCAAAGCGACUAAGAGAGGGGUGUCAGAGGACAGGUGUCAAACUCAUAGACGUUCCCAAUGGGAGGAAGGAUGCAGCAGACAAGGCAAUCUUGGUCGACAUGUUUCUUUUUGCUCUCGACAAUCGCCCACCCUCAUCAAUCCUGUUGAUAUCAGGAGAUGUAGAUUUUGCUCCAGCGCUUCAUAUUCUGGGUCAACGUGGAUACACUAUUAUCCUUGUUAUUCCAUCUAGGGUCGGAGUCUCGUCGGCUCUGAGUAAUGCAGGCAGUUUUCUAUGGGACUGGUCUAGUGUGGCUCGUGGGGAAGGGUUCGUGCCCCAGGCUAAGACCUCAAUUCCUCGUGUAGAUGCUGCAGGGUUUCCCAUGGGAUGCCCAAUCAACGAGUGUAUAGACAGUCCAAAUGAAGAAGAAGAGGAAGCAAUAGUAUAUAGAGGCGUCUCGAAAAGCUAUUGUAGUAUAUGGGAUUGCUCGAUAAUAUCAGAGUCUAUAUCUGAAUGUAAUGGUGAUUCAAUAUCUUUACCAAAAAAUCCUAUGACUUCAAAAUCACAAACUUUACCAUGUGGUCUGGACGACGUUUCAUUAGUGAAGCUGACUUCUAGUGACCCAAAUGACAAGACCCGUGUACAGUCGGGAGACCUAAAACAGCUGGGAGAUCUAAAUGUUUUGAAGGGACAACUCGUAAAGUUACUUGAAUUGUCCGGGGGAUGUUUAUCUCUAUUCCGGCUUCCAGGAGAAUACAGCAAAAUGUACAAGAAGUCUCUUUGUUUGUCUGAAUAUGGGGCAUCGAAGCUUGUAAAACUUCUAAAAAAGAUGGAUGAUUUGAUGAUUGUUGAGGGAGUAGACAAAGAGAGAGUCGUCUACCUCUGUAACUCAAACUCCAGACCAGAUAUUCCUUCCUUAAUUUUUGCAAAGAAGGAUACUGAAGAGAAAGGAGCUUCAGAGGAUAACCUAGACGUUAUGGCAGGCUCUGGAGCUUCAGGGGAAUUUCCCCACAGUGAAAGGUUGGUUGUAGAGGAACGUGGAGAUGAUAUGAGGAGACUCAAACUUGAGCAAGAUCUUUGUCAGAUGAUUUUUGGUGAUAUACCAGCAAAGAUAUAA
Fraxinus pennsylvanica is the source of this 1317-nucleotide messenger RNA. Lineage: Eukaryota; Viridiplantae; Streptophyta; Magnoliopsida; Lamiales; Oleaceae. The record is from the annotation of a GenBank genome assembly.